AUAACAAAGUCAGUAGAAAAACCAAACCAUUUACAAAUGAUCAUGCGAAGUUCGAUUUUCAAUUUCUUACGCGUUGGUGCCACUAAUGCUAUUGAAGAGGUGGAAAACUUCAAUUACGGUAGCAUAGCCAAGUUGAUAAAAUAAUUUUGCACAAGCAUCCGCAUUCGAGUCACAAAAUAAUAGUAUCAUUGGAUCCGCAAAUCUGUACUGAGCAAAUGAGUUUCUCAAAAUAAAAAUCGAUUUGAAAUGUACGAAUUACAAGUCGUAGUUUUGUGCUUUUUAGUGACCUGUUCUGAAUAUCAGGUCACUGGGAAAUCAAGUCCGAGUAGUUCAAAAGGUAAAGGGAGCAGUGGUGGAGGAGGAGGACGUUCGUACACAACGAGUUAUUACUAUUAUAGUUACUAUUACUAUCGUUCUGAUGAAGACGAUGAUGGUCCAUUAAGACCUCAACUACCUCCGGCCACUGAGCAAGAUAAAAUUGACGCUGCAAACAUAGUCAACGCUAAUUUCGAUGAGAAAACUAUCGCACUCAUUCUUCCAUAUCGAGAGCAAGCUAAUCGUACAGUGAUAAAUAAUGAAAUCGCUAAUUAUAAUCAUGGAAAACGUCUCAUACAUGAAAAAUAUAAACCCUGGCAUAAAAAGAAUCCAAUAUUUAAAGACCUCUGUUUCGCUCUGGUCAACAGUCCAAUAUUUGUUAUGGCGAUGUACUUAGGAGAAUUUCUGCACAGGAAAGAUGAAACCUAUAUUAUAAUGGUCUUAACAUUAGUCCAAAACAGGGGAGAAAUGCAUUACAUCUACAAUCACACACAUAAAAGAAGCUUGACAAAAAGAAGAAGAAAGCAAAGACAUCCGUUUGCCAAUUUAAUGAAAGUCUGGCUCGAUAGAGAUCGAGAUCCUGAAGGUAGCGCUUUUACACCACAAGAUAUAACCAAAGAUGUAGAAAGCAUGAAAAAAGAAUACCAUAAAUGGAAGAAAACACGAGAUUCAUUAGAAAACACCCUGAUCAAGAAAUCUUUUAAGUUCGCAUUAGAAGUUAUAAAUCAAUUCGAAACUGAUGAAAAAAUCUUAAUCAAGGAUGCAAUCAAAAAGAAAAUCAAAAAUCAUGAUCUAGUCGAUGCGUAUACUUCUUUGGCACUUUAUGUGAAGGACAGAAACGAAUACAUGGCUACCAUUCUAUUUAACCACUGCGAUGGUAAAGAUCGUUGGGCUGUUUGGAUAAUGAUGAUAGGGUUCAUUAAUCCUAAUGACUGGCCUGAUAUAGACGAAGCUUUCAAAAAAAUCAGCAACGGUGUAUCAUUAAAGGAUCACAUUUUAAAAGUCGCCGAAAGUGAUAGACUACCUUUCCAAAUGAUGGCAGCGGUGAUAGAUCCGGAUUACAAAAUAGCCGAUCAGUGAAUAUUUUAAAAAGAAUAUUCCAAAAUGAAAUGGAAAUUUUUUGGAAUACGGUAUCUUUGCAAACAAAUGAAUAUUUAUGAUGAAUUAAAGACAAAUU
Molecule: messenger RNA, 1492 nt
Organism: Planococcus citri (citrus mealybug)
Lineage: Eukaryota; Metazoa; Arthropoda; Insecta; Hemiptera; Pseudococcidae
Exons: 9
Coding region: 247-1395 (382 amino acids)
Molecular function (GO): calcium-dependent phospholipid binding; calcium ion binding
Source: RefSeq, a predicted model, not a curated record